AUUCUAAUUGGCUGUAUUUAUUUAUUGUAACCACAAACUUUUAAUUUUCUUCAAGCCUUAUCUAACCUAGACUUCUUUCAGCAACAUCAUACAUUACAACCAUGGCCAUGGAACUAGUCACAAGAACUCUAAUACCCUUCACACUCUACUCACUGUUCUUCCUCUUUGCACUCAUAUUUCUCUUUAUCACUUCAUCCAUUGCAUCCAUAUUCAUCAUCUUCAUCAAGGAGUCCCUCCGAAACUCCGGCCAAGCGCCGAUCUUCGGCACCAUCUUCAACCAUCUCAUCAACUUCAACUCUCUCCUAGAUUGUCAUUUGAAUAACGCUCGCAAAAACCUAACUUUCCAGUUUCUCCGAUCAUCUCAUAGUGAGAUCGUCACUGCUGACUCCGUUAUCGUUGAAUAUAUACUCAAAGGAAGCUUCACAAAAUAUAACAAGGGUAAAUAUAAUCAUGAAAUCAUGUAUGAUCUUUUUGGCGAUGGAAUCUUUGCGGUGGAUGGCAAGAAAUGGCGUCACCAAAGGGAACUUGCAAGCUAUGAAUUCUCUGUUAAAGAUCGAAAGUAAGGAUGAGCAAAAUCUCACUCUCACUUAUCUGCAGGAAUACUGAAGCUAAAUGUCUAGACUGUGAACAAGCUAACCAGAAUUUUACUCAAUU
Molecule: messenger RNA, 654 nt
Organism: Dioscorea cayenensis subsp. rotundata (Guinea yam)
Lineage: Eukaryota; Viridiplantae; Streptophyta; Magnoliopsida; Dioscoreales; Dioscoreaceae
Product: cytochrome P450 704C1-like
Exons: 2
Coding region: 102-563 (153 amino acids)
Molecular function (GO): oxidoreductase activity, acting on paired donors, with incorporation or reduction of molecular oxygen; monooxygenase activity; iron ion binding
Source: RefSeq, a predicted model, not a curated record